AAGUUUUCCAUUUGCACCGAACGCAACGCAAGUAGCUCCCACAAAAUCGGAAUCAGUCGAAACGAAAACGAAACACAAAUAACAGAACGCGCGCGCUCAAAGUCAGUGCUUGAUACUAAGAUAUACCACAGAUAUACUACAUACAUAUGUAUGUGGAGCAUCGGCGAUAAAUAUUAAUAUACAAGAAUAAUUGAAAAUAUAAGUGUACGCGAGUGCCAAUACUGUGAAAUCAAUACGAAUGAGAAAUGUGACUAACCAACCAAAGGAAAGCAAUUGUGCCAAACCUCGUUGAAAGACAACAAAUUAAAAAUAAAAAAGCGCCUAACGGCUAACGGUUAACGGCUAAAUUUAGCAGUUAGUACCCAGUUACCAAUCUAUCCGCCCGACCAGCGCCCUCAUCCGAAUCGAUAACCGAUCGCCACGCCAUGAGCAUCAUCGACAGCGGCAAGUACCGCUUGCGCAAGGACUGGGCCAGCGCCUCCAUCCCGUCCUUGGUGAACAUCGACGAGCACGACGGCGACUCCGGCGACACGGAGGGCAGCCUCAAUGCCACGGCCCCACUGCCCCCACAGAAGCCCCCGCGGCGCAGCUCCCUGGCCCUCGGACUGUUCUCCAGCAAAUCCGAUAAGAGCCAGAAGCGCCGCAGUUCCAUAGCCGUCUCCUUCCUGCGACGGGAUAGUAGUAAGAACUCCACCAAAGACUCGUACGAAUCGGCUGUGCGCAGCGAGAAAUCCGACGGAUCCGGCACACCCACCAGUCCGGAGAUCGUGUACAGCUCCGAGGAGAAUAUCCGGGCCAGCUCCCCCAACGAUCCGGGCAAGCAGACCUUCUUCGAGGACGGCAGCCAGUCGCCGCGUCCAGUGCUCCAGGGGCUGAACACCUCGUACGAGGGACCCCAGAAUGAUCGCCAGAGGCGCAGGCGCAGCUCGCUGCAGACCAAGCUGGACCGGCAUCGCCGCAAGAAGAUGGAGUACAUCAACCAGAGGAGCCUGGACUCCGGCAUGAUGUGCAGCGAGUCCCAGAGCGACCUGACCAACGACAGCUUGGCCGAGGGCUCCGGCAGCUUUGCCAACGGAAGUGGCAACGGCAACGACGACGAGGACGACAUCAUCGAUCCCAGCCACGGGGAGUACUUCCCGCGCGAGAAGCGCCACUCCUGGUGGAACAUCUUCGUGCCCGACAAUUUCAAGAACAGGUCACGUAGGGCUAGUCAAGAUGUUUCCAGUUUGUCACGCAGCGUUGACAAUUUGGCGAUACCCGUGCGCAGGAGCAAAUCGCGCAGCGUGGAUCACGGCCUUGCGGCUCCAUUCGACUUGGACUCGCUCCGCUCCAAAGUGGAGCAGCGCUUCGAGAGCGUCGACAAACUAUCAAGGCAAAAGUCUUCAUUGCCCACCAUACCCACCAUUUCCUACACCGUGGGCAAUCGCGACACCCUGACAUCCGUGGCCGCCCGGUUCGACACCACGCCAUCGGAGCUGACCCACCUCAACCGGCUGAACAGCUCCUUUAUCUACCCGGGCCAGCAGCUGCUGGUGCCGGACAAGAGCGCCAAGGACGACGCCUCCAGCAGCUCCACCCACGACGCGGACGGCGCCAGCCUGUCCGGCAAAUCGAGUCCGGUCGAGCGCAAGCUGUCCGGCGACGAGAGCCGCGAAAAAGACAUACUCGAGGGCCUGCGCCCCGGAUCCCCAAAACCGGGACACAUCGAGCGCGUGGGCGGCAGUAGCCAGCAGCAGCAGGCGGAGGAGGAGGCCAACAAAAGCGACGAUCCGGUGAUCACCCAGCGCUUCCUCAAGAUCAAUGUGCGCCACAUCACAGACGGACAGGGCGUGGUGGGCGGCGUCUUGCUGGUCACGCCCAACGCCGUUAUGUUCGAUCCCAACGUCAGCGAUCCCCUGGUCAUCGAGCACGGCCCGGAGAGCUACGGCGUCAUUGCGCCCAUGGAGCUGGUGGUCAACGCCGCCAUCUUCCACGACAUAGCGCACAUGCGAGUGGCCGGAGGAGCAGGUCAGGGCCUGAACUCCGCCUCGGGAGACGCGGAGAAGCCGGAGAUCUACUAUCCCAAACCAGUAUUAGUCGAAGAAGACUCCAAGGAGCUACCCGAGCAGCAGUCGCUGCUGGGCGAAGACGGUAAUAAGCGCUUGGAUGCAGAAAUUGGGUCGCUAGAGAUCGCUGACGACCAAGAGUCGCUGUGCUCUAGCACUGGACGCGAUGGCGACGCGUUUCCCAAAGCCUUCGACCGCGAACGUGUGGAGGACUCCUCUAUGGAAGCCAAAGAUAGCGCUAAGACUGACGCUCUAGACGAUGAAGACAAGAAGGGCGGCCUGGGCCUCUCCAGCACUCGCUCCACCCUCGAGGAGCGGCGCAAGAGUUUGUUGGAUCACCACUGGGCCAUUCCGAGCAAAGACCGAUCCUCGGAAGAUGAGGGCGACAACGAGUCUAACGUUACCGUGGACAGUGGCGCACGUGUCCAGGAUCCGCACUCGGCCAAUAGCUCGGUCAGCGGCGUGCCGCUUGGCCAGCCCCUUGUGACUGCCGCUGCAGCUGCCGCCGCCGUCGCACCCACCUCAGCCGUCGCUCCUCUGCCUCCCUCGGGCAUUGACCUGGAGCACUUGGAGCAACUGUCCAAGCAGUCUUGCUACGACUCGGGCAUCGAUAUACGCGAGCCCGUUCCCAACGUACAGCCGAUACCAAAGAAAACCGUCUACAGCGACGCGGACAUUGUCCUCAGCUCCGACUGGGUACCACCGAAAACCAUUGUGCCGACGCACUUCAGCGAGUCCCCGCCGCGCAGCACCAUCCUUGGCCAGAGUCUCGACGCCGGCACAGGAGGCGCAGGGGGUGUCCGUAAGAAGACCUCGAGCGUGAGCUUCAGCGUCGACGACGAGGCUGCCCAGCAGGCUCAGGCCCAGGCGGCUGCCCUGGCUGCCACAGACAAGCAGGCGGACAAGAAGAACAAGAUGCUUAAACGUCUCUCAUACCCCCUGACCUGGGUGGAGGGCUUGACUGGGGAGGGUGGAGCCGUGCCGCCCGGCGGCGUGGGCAGUGGAAGCCUGAACAAGUCGGGAGACACAGACUCGGCGCCCAACACGGGUGACUCCAACCAAAGUGUAUUUUCGAAAGUAUUCUCAAGCUCGCCCAUCACUCUGGUCUCAGAGCUGGGGGGGAAUCUCUUUUCGAAAACACCGUCCGAGGACUCUGGUGGCUCACCUGUGCCGCCAUUGACUCCGCAUUCGACUCAUUCCGAGGGUCACAUGACCUAUGGACGUUCCUCAAUCGGUACCUUUAUUCGUCCUCACUCCUCGGAGGGCACUUCGUCCAGCACCAAGCUGAAGGAGGCCAAGCAGGCGCCCAAGCUGGACUACCGCUCCAUGGUCUCCAUGGACGACAAGCCGGAACUCUUUAUCAGUGUGGACAAACUCAUUCCACGACCGGCUCGAGCCUGCCUUGACCCACCAUUAUAUCUACGCCUGCGCAUGGGCAAGCCCAUCGGCAAGGCCAUUCCGCUGCCAACCUCUGUUAUGUCCUACGGCAAGAACAAGUUGCGCGCUGAGUACUGGUUCAGUGUGCCAAAGAAUCGCGUUGAUGAGCUCUAUCGCUUCAUAAACACCUGGGUGAAACACCUGUACGGUGAGCUGGACGAAGAGCAGAUCAAGGCGCGUGGCUUCGAGCUGAUCCAAGAGGACACCGAGUGGACCAAGAGCGGCACCACCAAAGCCGGCAUGGGAGGCGGCAGCCAGGAUGGCGAGGAGAUUAGCGACCUGACCCGCGAGUCCUGGGAGCUUAUAAAGGCGCCGUUCGCCAAGACCUACAAGAUCAUAAAAACGGCAUCGCAUGCCGCAUCGCAUGACCUGGAAAUGCUGGGCGGCGAGGUGCUGUCAAUGAGCACAGAUGAAUAUCGCAAGACCUCGCUCUUUGCCACCGGUUCCUUCGACCUGGACUUCCCCAUACCAGACCUGAUCGGCAAGACAGAAAUCCUCACAGAGGAGCAUCGCGAGAAGCUCUGCUCACAUCUGCCGGCUAGAGCCGAGGGAUACUCCUGGUCCCUGAUCUUCAGCACCUCACAACAUGGUUUCGCCCUUAACUCCCUGUACCGCAAAAUGGCGCGUCUGGAGAGUCCAGUUCUGAUUGUCAUUGAGGAUACGGAGCACAACGUAUUUGGUGCCCUCACCUCCUGCUCACUGCAUGUGUCGGAUCACUUUUACGGCACCGGUGAGUCCCUGCUCUACAAGUUUAACCCCAGCUUCAAGGUGUUCCAUUGGACUGGCGAGAAUAUGUACUUCAUCAAAGGCAACAUGGAGAGCCUUUCGAUUGGCGCUGGAGACGGUCGUUUUGGCCUGUGGCUGGAUGGUGACCUGAACCAGGGACGAUCGCAGCAGUGCAGCACAUACGGCAAUGAGCCUCUGGCGCCACAAGAAGACUUUGUUAUCAAAACACUCGAAUGCUGGGCAUUUGUUUAAGUGAAUUUCUGUUGUCGACAACAAACAUAUUUAAGGAUGGGAGCGAGGGCCUCCUGCCGACCUAUCUAUUUAAUUAACUAUAUGUACUUGUACUAAAAACCAACAACCUGAGAAAGAUGUCAAAAGCUGGUGUGCGUCCAAGGAUCCUCCCUUCGGAACGGUCCACACAGCCCGAACCCCGAAACACUUGAAUACACCAACACCACCACAUGAAGAUGGUUUUGAAGGGAUCUGAUCUGAAGAAAAAUGCUUGUGAAAACUCGGUUCUCGGAAGCAACUGCGAGUUAGCUAUGCGUUGGAACGUAUUAAUUAUUUAGUUUUUAUAUCAUAUAUUAUUAAACAAAAGCAACUAAAUUAUGUGUUAGACUUAAACAAAACAAAACAGAACAUGAGAAAACCCAAGAAACAGACUAGCGACACGGAAACUUAAGCGAAAACAAUUGAGGAUAACAUUUGAGGUCAUCACAUAUCUCCAUGAAAAACAUGGCACACGCAUACACCCACACACGCCCACAUGAAAACACACAUUUGAUUAUAAACACCAAAUUGUGAGAAGAGACAUAUAGAAAAAAGGCAGGUUUUUAUCAUUUAUCGUGUCAGUUCCCUUGAUUGAUUUCAGUUUGAAUUUAGUUUCGAUUGUUUGAGUUACUAGAGUUAUUUGAGAACAUUGUGAAAAGCGAAGCGAGCUGAGAGAUGAGAAAAAUAAAAAGAAUGUCGAUAUAAUUUUUAGUGCAAAAGUGCUGAUUGCAAGUAAAACUAAAGCGAAGAUAACUUUAAACCAUUUGACUUUUAUGUAUAUGUAAAGAAGGAGCCGCGAAGAGCUGAGAGCGAGCGUUUUAUUUUUAGUUUUACACGAUAUACAUACAUACAUAUAUUUAAUUACGAUUACUUUAAUGCUAAUGAUGUUGACUUUUAUGCAAUUAUACUAAAACAAAAACAGAAACAACACCAGAAUGAAAUACACAAUAUAAUACAACCAAACUG
Molecule: messenger RNA, 5444 nt
Organism: Drosophila mauritiana
Lineage: Eukaryota; Metazoa; Arthropoda; Insecta; Diptera; Drosophilidae
Gene: mtd
Product: TLD domain-containing protein 2
Exons: 21
Coding region: 426-4460 (1344 amino acids)
Biological process (GO): response to oxidative stress
Cellular component (GO): nucleus
Source: RefSeq, a predicted model, not a curated record